AUGCCUCCGUCGCGCGCAGCACCGCUGACGAGCUCCUUCUCCGUCAGCGACGAGAGCAAUGUCGUUGUUUGCCCGCUGCGCAACCAUGACAGCUCCGCCUGUCGCAAGCGCUGCACUGGCGAGAAGCGUUUUCGGUCCAUGCAGGAGCACAUCCGCCGUGCCCAUCCGGAGCACUACAUUUCCAAGUUGCCGGCAACUGAGGAGAGCUUCAUGUUGAUGGUCAACACACCACCACAAGAAAGACGCCCGCCUCCACCGGCAACAACCUCAGCAGCACCCCAGCAGACGUACGAUUAUGGCGGCAACGAACACAAUUCCUUCUUCGAGACCGACUUCGGUACCAACCAUGUUCGCACAUCGGACGAGAUGCGCCGACCGUCGCUCUUACCCGCUGCAACCGCUGCAGCUGCCCUGGCCUCGUUACACAACCAUCGUGCCGAGUACGACUGGGACUCAGAUCCGGACGCGGCAUCCGACCCAGACUCAAAGAAUUAUAGACCUCGCGCACGAUUCGCUCCUACCACCAUAGAACAACACAUCAAUGCCGAAGAACCUUACUAUACUUCUACCUCUAUACAGCAAGAAUUGCUACCUUCCUCCCUCGCACGUUCGCCUCCCGGGCGCUCCUCAACGCUGCCACCAGGCGCCCACUCUCUCAAACCAAACAGACCUCGCAAGUCAUCUAUAGGUCAGAAUGCUCGUCGGGGAAAACAUGAGCGGCAGAAGUCCAAGGACUAUUCCCGCAGGCUGAGCUACGACAGGAAGGCUUACUCAGCUGAGCCGGCAACAGCUGCGGCUAUCAUGGGCAAACGAUGGGAAGACUUGAUUGAUGCCGCAGCUUCAGCCACAGAAGAGGACAGUCGAGAUCUUACACCGGUGCCACAAUCGCCAAAUCAAUCCCCUCACAUGAUGAACAACCGAACCUCUCUACCUCCCUUCAACUUUGCUUCACAACUUCAGUCAUACACCGCAUCACCAUUGAACAACGCCUUGACGCCUCCACCCCCGGAUAUGUCGGAUCUCCAGCCUUUCCCUUCCGUCGAGUCCUCCAUUGAAUCAGCCAUGUCCGGCCAAACUUUCCAUAUGCCUUCCCAAGACCAAUCACCUACCUCGCCGCAAGUAUCUUCUUUUGAAAAGAUCAACGGACGCAAAGAAGGGGGCGUUGGCGGAGCUGUGAAAAGGCCUGAAGUGCAAGCUAGAGUUGACUCGUACAUGUCGCAAGCAAGCAAUGCGAGCAACGAGAGUGUAGAAGAGAAGAAACAGCGAAGGAUGAGUCGAUUCAGGGAAGAACUAGACUUUGAGGCUGAGGAUAUUCUCAAAGCUUACGCUGCUUCCGAGUCUGCUGUACCCUCCGCAUUGCCGUCACUUUGUACUGGUGUGCCUGUCCUGCUCGCACUACCACUCUUUGGCGGACCUCUAGGCGGACCGCCAACCUUGGGAGGCGGAGGCACGCCACUGCCUUUCUUUGGUGCAUAG
Molecule: messenger RNA, 1476 nt
Organism: Alternaria atra
Lineage: Eukaryota; Fungi; Ascomycota; Dothideomycetes; Pleosporales; Pleosporaceae
Exons: 8
Coding region: 1-1476 (491 amino acids)
Source: RefSeq, a predicted model, not a curated record